Macrosteles quadrilineatus (aster leafhopper) is the source of this 1703-nucleotide messenger RNA. RefSeq names its product cell division cycle-associated protein 7-like. Gene Ontology annotation, cellular component: nucleus. Gene Ontology annotation, biological process: regulation of DNA-templated transcription. The record is from RefSeq and is a predicted model, not a curated record. The transcript has 7 exons. Lineage: Eukaryota; Metazoa; Arthropoda; Insecta; Hemiptera; Cicadellidae. The coding region runs from base 182 to 1006 and encodes 274 amino acids.
UGUCAACUGUCAAGACUGGCUUGGUGAUGGCGUUAGUCUAGCCAAGGCUGCUAAGCAAUUUAUUUUCUCUCAAUCUUUUCGUUUCGUUGUCACACAAGUUAAGUUGAUUACCUUAUUUCAGUAUCCUAAUAAUUGGACUUCCUUCCAUUAAAAAAAAGUUCAAAGAGACGCUAAGAAAAAAAUGGCUGCCGAUCGAGAUAGUCUGUCAGAAUAUGAACUCUUAAGAUUGAAAAAUAUCCAAGAAAAUACAAUGAUGAUGAUCAAAUUAGGAAUCUUUAAAGCCCAGGAUCAAAAUACAACCCCAGUCAGUCACACUAGGACAAGGAGUAGUAGACAGCCAAUGCCUAAAAAGUCCAUGAGGAUCAAGACAAAAGAAAACAUAUCGCCACCCGUAUCAGUCAAAAGGAGGCGAUCAAACAGAAUAGCAGAAAAACAGCUUGAAGGAGUAGAGUUUGCAGAUGAUAUUGCAACACUGAUUCUUGGAAAUGAAAAUAUCUGCUUUGUAAAUUAUUGCUCCGAUGAGGAAGAAUCUGAUAAUGACCGGGACAGAGUUGUACAAACUACCAAACGGAGAAAAGUAAACUCCACAAAUAACAAUAGAGCACCGCGUGAUAUUCCUUCUGUUGACGACAUCACUGAAGAAGACCUGAAGAGAGUUGCAGAAGGUGUCAGAGACAAAGUGUAUUCCGAGGAUGGCACCACCUGUCACCAAUGCAGGCAGAAGACUCUAGACAUGAAAACUUAUUGCCGGUCAGAAAAUUGCUACGGUGUUCGGGGCCAGUUUUGUGGUCCAUGUUUGAAAAAUAGAUACGGCGAACUCGUUGUCGAAGCUCUGAAAGACCCUAAAUGGUCCUGCCCUCCAUGCCGUGAACUGUGCAAUUGCUCUAUUUGCCGAACUCAAAAAGGCAAGACUCCUACAGGUCAGUUGUUCUACCUAGCACAGGAGAGAGGAUACAAGUCUGUGCGUGAUUUCCUUGAGAAGGAGACUGAAAUCGAUGAAAUGUAAAUCUUCACUCCCCAUUUCUACAGUAUGACGACCAAAGAUUUUUGAUGACUGUCCGAUAGUUUCGGGAUGAAUUUACUCUAAUGUGCCUUGUGUUAAUGGCAAACUCAAACAAUUCUAGUGGUCAAGAGGACUUUGCCUUCAUAGCUGUUAUUUUUACUGCUGAGACUUGUCUAGCAGAUUAAAGUUAAGGAAGAGAAAUGAUUCAAAUUCACCUCUGAGUUUCCUUAUAUUAUACCAGAGAGUUUCCAUUCAUUAUGAGUAGCUAUUAAUAACCCUCAAUACUAAUGUGUUUUGAUUGUUAAUAUACUAGUGUUCUGGUUUGUCACAAUAUAUUCUGAUUUUAUUCUGUACUAAUUAUGGUUAAGUCUUAUGCUUAUGAUAUCCUUUUACUGUACCAAGUCCUGGAAAGUAUGAAGUGUUGGCCAUAUAGGUAGAGCUAAGUUUUUCUGUUCACAAGCUCAUUCACUAUUGUCUUAGUUAUGUUAUUAUUGUAUUUGAAAUAAGACUGGCUUUUUACAUAAUAUUUUUUAAGCGUUUUAUAAAAUAAAAUAAAACCUUAGUAUUCAACUAUUAAUUUCAUGUAUAUUUGUUGUUGAUUUCUUUCAGUGAGAAACUAAAGUAUUAUUUAGGUUUAACACUAUUGUAUCUAUUUAUUAAACAGUAUAUUCGUUAAGAUUCCAUUUGUCUGUGUGACUUU